Pseudocercospora fijiensis CIRAD86 is the source of this 1851-nucleotide messenger RNA. RefSeq lists its product as uncharacterized. Lineage: Eukaryota; Fungi; Ascomycota; Dothideomycetes; Mycosphaerellales; Mycosphaerellaceae. Gene Ontology annotation, molecular function: protein binding. Gene Ontology annotation, cellular component: nucleus. The record is from RefSeq and is a predicted model, not a curated record. The transcript has 6 exons. The coding region runs from base 1 to 1851 and encodes 616 amino acids.
AUGUUCAUUGAGAUUUUUACCAACUUUCGGAAUGAAUUCAGAAGAAGGCUUUUCUAUAGGAAGCCUAAAAAUGAAGUAUGCAGUUUCAGCCUCAGGCAUUAUGCACUACCCCUUGUACUAGAGAGCUCGAAACUUAUGGCCAUAGCCCGCAAGCUCCACAUCAUCAACACAUCCCAUCUUCGGAAUUCCGCAAUCGAUGGCGCCGGUCGAGGUCUUUUCGCCAAAAAGGACUUCCAGCCUGGCGAUGCCGUCCUCACGUUAGACAGGCCAUAUGUCGCAGAGCUGGACAUCGACCGCAUGCAUGAUUCCUGCGCCUGGUGUUUCCAAAGGGGCGCGGUGAGUGCAGAAGAGCGCAAGAAAGCUGCUGCUCUGGGAUUGCCGUCCGCGGUCAUUGACACCAAGGCAUGCGCUGGCUGCAAGAAGAUUCGUUACUGCUCCAAAACAUGCCAAGCCAGAUCCUGGAAACGAGAACACAAAUAUGAGUGCAAUGUACUCAAGCACCCGAACAGGCCGGAUCUUCCUCACGGUGUCCGCGCUGUCAUCAAGCUGCUUGGGCGACUCAAGGCCGAUCCGGAGGGCAAGGAUGAAUUGCUCCUCUCAAUCCUUCAAUUUAAGCCCGCUGCCGACAGCAAGGCUCUGGACUUCAUCAAGCAGCACGAUCCGCAACGAUUCGAGGACUUCAAUAUGCUUGGCUACGGUGCUUGGAAGUAUGCAGGAGAGCCCGAGUUCUCCCAUCCGAACAGUCCUGGUGUAAAGCUCAGCAACUCAGGAGAGGCAACGGCAAAGGCAUUCUUCUUCAAUGUGAUCAGCAAUCUUAUGCAGUUGAGCAAUCCCAUCGACGACACUAAACUCGGUAUCGGAUUUGACCCCAUCUUGAAUUCCUCGAACCACUCUUGCGAUCCAAACGCGGCUGUCGUCUUCAACCAGCCGCGUUUGGUGCUUCGAGCCCUGAGAUCGAUCAGCAAAGGCGAGGAGAUCUUUAUGAAGUACAUCGACGUCAGCAAUCCUUUCUCGGUGCGCCAAGCAGAGCUGAAGGAGUCAUACUUCUUCUCAUGUCGGUGUAGCAAGUGCAAGAAGGGCGCAAUCUUUGACGAAGACAAAUUUCUAAAGUCGCCGACGGAACUUUCGCCCGAAUUUGUUAAAGUUGCCGAUGGUCUGAUCAAGAGGCACGAGAAGCAACUCAGCAAGUUCUAUCUUCCCAUAUCGGAUGAGAUUGCGCAAAGACGAGCUGCUGCUCUCCAAGCACAGGCAUUCUCUGUCUCGGGUAUCACUUUCGACUUCAACAAAGGCAACGAGGAGGCAUCUGAGGAUGAGAUCAAGGAUGCUCUCAAACUCACACUAAACUCGGGUCUGUGGUCCAUCACCCGGCAACCUGUACCACACUUGCUACGUCAACUCCUGGUCUGCAACAUCUCGUCAGGUAGAGCAUAUCAGGCAUGGCGUCUAGGCUUGAAGAUGUACUUCGAGAUCGCGCCAAUCCUCUACAAGAAUCGGUCAUUUUACCCCGACCGCGUAGUGGAUCUCUGGUUAAUGACCAACAUCACAAAUCAGCUCUGCAAUCCUAACAACCCUCACGCUCGCGAGAUCUUUCAGGAGUCUAUGAAGUCAGGCCUCGACCUUCGAGUUGUCUUCACGGGCUUCCUGUUCCAGACCAGGGACAACAUUGAGAAGUCGUACGGCAAAGGGUCACCUUUUGGCCGAGUCGUUGAAAGCAUGUACGCUCAGACGAUGGCAAAUACAGACAUCCUUCUGAAAGAUAUGAAAGACAUGAUCAAGGAGACCUGGCCUAAGCUGGAGGCUGUGGCCAAAAGCAAUCAAUUCCGAAGCCGACCAAGGAAGAACCACCAAUAA